Molecule: messenger RNA, 2342 nt
Organism: Myxocyprinus asiaticus (Chinese sucker)
Lineage: Eukaryota; Metazoa; Chordata; Actinopteri; Cypriniformes; Catostomidae
Gene: st3gal7
Product: ST3 beta-galactoside alpha-2,3-sialyltransferase 7
Exons: 7
Coding region: 174-1319 (381 amino acids)
Molecular function (GO): lactosylceramide alpha-2,3-sialyltransferase activity
Source: RefSeq, a predicted model, not a curated record
CAAUAGUGCAGCAGAGAACAGGGACAAAACCACAGCUCAUUUUCAGUACAACACAGACAUGUUUCUAUCUUUUCGCCUGGUAGUAGAACACAGCACCUGAAAUAAAAGUGAGCAAAGUAUAGAUUUAAUGAAUGUCUCAUAACUGACACAUUAGUUUGGUACUGGGUGGAAUAAUGGUGACUCUGAAACACUUGAGUGUUAAGGAUAAUGAGGAAGACAGCGUUCCUCUGUUACCGGAAGCCAGCAGUUCAGAGAACCCUACCACCCAACACUGGAGGGCAGAGUCCAGGGAAUUCUUCCUCAGUCGGAGGAACAAUCUCAUUUUAAGCAUAUUUCUCUUGUUGAGCUGUUACUCUGCACUUCUGGUUCCUGCAUAUCUGCCAGCCCCAGAGCUGACCUGGACUAAUGACAGUUCUAAUGAAACUCUGGUUCUUCUGAAUCACUCAGCGGCUCUGCUGUCUCAGUCAUGUCGCAGUGGGUGGAGUGUGGAGAGAGUGAGGACACUGUCCACACCCGCUGGGCUCCUAAAGAUCCCUGUGUUCUUGGAGAAUGGCACGGGCGACUGGGCACUGCCCCCUCCUCUGGGUCUGCAGGGCACUGAGGACAUGGUGGCUCAGGCCCUAAGAGCUUUACCUCAUACUGGUUUGCCCUCUGGCUCUGAGACCUGCAGGAAAUGUGUGGUGGUUGGAAGUGGUGGUAUUUUACAUGGCAAAAAUCUUGGACCUCAUAUCGACCAGUAUGACAUUAUAAUCAGAAUGAACAAUGCUCCGGUACUUGGAUUUGAGAAAGACGCUGGCUCUAGAACUACCAUUCGACUGAUGUAUCCAGAAGGAGCUCCUUCCCUGGCACAAGAAUACAAGAGUACUGAAAUGGUGGCCUUGGUUGUAUUCAAGAGCUUAGAUUUAGCCUGGCUGACCUCUGUAGUAACCAGUGAACCUCUGAGUUGGUGGUCUAAACUGUGGUUCUGGAGGGGUGUGAUUGACUCGAUUCCUCUUCAACCAGAAAACUUUCGCAUCCUGAACCCUGAAAUUAUGUACAGGACUGGACAGGUGCUGCAGACUUACGCAGGGCAACAGAGAAAGAUGGUGCCAACCCUGGGCAUAAGUGCAGUAGUUCUAGCCCUGCAGGUGUGUGAUGAGGUGAGUCUGGCUGGAUUCGGAUAUGACCUGCAGCACCCUGGAGCCUUGCUGCAUUACUACGAGUCUCUCCGCAUGGACGCUAUGAAGACACAGGUGGUCCAUGACAUCAGUGCUGAGACCAUCUUACUGAGGGAACUGGUUAAAGCCGGAGCAGUGCAGGACCUCACAGGUGCAUUAUGAUGUCAUCAGAGAUGGUAAAACAGUUGGAAGGAGUUAUCUUCUAUUUCGAGGUGGAAAUAAGAUGACAAUCAAUGCAAAUUAAGCCUAUUUUUAGGAACAUCAAUGUUGUCAUUAUCAUUUUGGGGUGAAAUAUGACCUGGAGAUUCCUUUGUGAGAUUCACCUAAUAAAUGAAUAUACAGAAAGUGGCAGUUAGAACAUUUAAUUCGCUUUUUAAAAAGUAACUGAAUUAAAUCUUAAACCAAAGCCACUAUAAUCCACACAAAUAUAUAUAUAUAUAUAUAUAUAUAUAUAUAUAUUACCGGUCAAAAGUUUUGAAACACUCAUUCUUUAUUAUAAUUUUUUUUUUUUUUUUUUUUUUUACAUUUUAGAAUAAUAGUAGUCAUCAAAACUAUGGAAUAACAUAAAUGGAACUAUGGGAAUUAUGUUGUGACUAAACAAAAUCCAAAAUAAAUCAAAACUGUGUUAUAUCUUAGCAUCUUCAAAGUAGUCACCCUUUGCCUAGAAUUUGCAGACAUGUACUCUUGACAUUUUCUCAACCAACUUCUUGACGAAUCACCCUGGGAUGCUUUUUAAACAGUAUUGAAGGAGUUCCCAUCUAUAUGCUGGGCACUUAUUGGCUGCUUUUCUUUCUUAUUUGGUCCAAGUCAUCAAUUUAAAUUUGUUUUUUUAUUUUUAUUACAUUUUAGAUUUAUAAUGAAUUAAAUUAAUAUCGUGGCACAAUUAUAUUUUUCAAACAUUUAAACAUACGCCUUCAGAUCAAAAGAUUUUUAAGAUCAUGAGAAACAUUUCAGUCAAGUGUUUCAAAACUUUUGACCGGUAGUGUAUAUUUUUUAUGAAAGAUGACAAAUAUUACAUUGUAAUAUAUUUAUUUAUCUUGGAAAUCCAAUCAUAUUGUAUAUUAUAUAAAAACAUUAAUUUUUACACAACAUUAUAUACUGUAUAUGAGCAAUAUUCAAUCAAUAAAUCUUUUCUGUUCUCAAUUAAUCUGUGACAUCUCACAUUAUCUGUUUUAAAAAAAUAAA